This is a messenger RNA of Schistocerca gregaria, 2515 nucleotides long. RefSeq names its product UDP-glucosyltransferase 2-like. The record is from RefSeq and is a predicted model, not a curated record. The transcript has 7 exons. Lineage: Eukaryota; Metazoa; Arthropoda; Insecta; Orthoptera; Acrididae. Gene Ontology annotation, molecular function: UDP-glycosyltransferase activity. The coding region runs from base 89 to 1636 and encodes 515 amino acids.
ACCUGUUCUCAGACGUUGCUGAGAAGUCACAGCGGCCGCACAUCGUCGCGGCUAGGAUUCUCUCAUUCCAGCAGGCACCGAAUUCGCGAUGCGGCCGACCACGUGGUUAGCGAUUUUCUCGGCGGUGGCGCUGGCGUCUGCUCCCACGGAAGCGGCCAACAUCCUGGCUGCUACGUCCUUCCCCGGCCGCAGCCACUUCAUCAUGUUUCGCCGCCUCUUCAAGGCGCUGGCCUCCAGAGGCCACAACGUCACUGUCGUCGGCCAUUACCCCCUGGACUCUCCGGUCGAGAACUACACCGACAUAAGCUUCAAAGGAGACGUCCCAGAAGCUGACAAUAAUAUGCCCUCGGCCGUCAUCGACCUGCUGCGGAUGCCGUUCCUGGGGCCCGUCUUCCUGAAGAACAUCAACCGGCAGCUGUGCGCCAAGGUGUACGACCUGCCCCAGAUGCGGCGGUUGGCCAGCUCUGGGUCGCGGUUCGACCUCGUCAUCUCGGAGGACUUCGUCCACGACUGCAUGGCGGCGCUGGCGCACAAGUUCCGAGCGCCGCUGGUCGCCAUCAGCUCCAGCAUGGCCCUCAACGGCGCGCACGACAGGGUGGGCAACCCCGACCACCCUGCCUACACGGAGCAGUGCCUGGUGCCCCUGAAGGCGCCGUUCAGCUUCUGGGAGCGGGUGUACAGCACGGUGAUGCACGUGUACGUGAGGGCCGUCGAUUGGCUGAUGUCGGGCGGUUACGUCGACCAGAAGCUGCGCGAGGUGCUGGGAGAGGACACGCCGCCGCUGGAGCAGAUCAUCCGCAACACCAGCCUGGUGCUGGUCAACAGCCACUGGAGCGUCGACCAGCCCGUCCCCAGCGUGCCGGCCUUCGUAGAGGUCGGCGGGCUCCACGUAGAGGACCCCAAGCCCCUGCCGCAGGAUCUAAAGAGUUUUCUGGAUAAUAGUCCUCAGGGAGUGAUCUACUUCAGCUUCGGUUCCCUGGUGCAGCCUGACGAUUUGCCAGAGGAGAAGUUUAAAGCAAUUCUCGACGCUUUGGCGUCGGUGCCGCAGAACGUCCUCUGGAAAGUCGACCCAGCUGCUCUGCCGCACCUGCCACGCAACGUGCGGGCUCAGAAGUGGAUGCCUCAGAACGACGUCCUCUAUCACCCGAACGUGCGCGUGUUUAUAACGCACGGCGGACUGCUGGGGACGCAGGAGGGCAUAAUGGCGGGCGUGCCGCUGCUCGUCGUUCCGCUGUUUUCCGACCAGGAGCUGAACGGGGUGAGGGUGGCGGCUGCGGGCAACGGCGUCCGCGUCCGCUACGAGGACCUCACGUACCAGGCACUGCGGAGCGCCAUCGAUACGCUGGUCAACGAUACCAGGUACAGCGAGCGGGCGAAGCAGCUGUCUUCGCUGUACAGGGACCGCCCCCGGCCGCCACUGGAGGAAGCUGUCUACUGGGUGGAGUACGUGCUUCGCCACAAGGGCGCCCCGCACCUCCGCUCCGCCGCUCUCGAUCUCGCCUGGUACCAGUACCUGCUCCUAGAUAUCGCGGCCUUCGUCGUAGCAGCGGCAUCUCUCCCACUACUGGCGCUGUACAUUAUCGUCCGGAAAGUGGUCCCAUCACACAAGAACGAUAAGAAAGUGAAGAAGCAGUGAAUGCACGCUCAGGGAUCGCACUCGUCAAGAUUUCUGCGUUUGUCGCAGUCGGAGGAUUACUGACGAGUUUGGGAAUGCCAGUAAACUUUGUAAACGUGAGCAUUCUUUGUGUAAAAAUGUACACCCGUGACCUGCAUACGAGUUAGCCUGUUUCGUAGAGGCGUCGGCUAUCGCUUCUUUUUGUGUUAGAGAGAAACUACCAGCAAAGUGAACUGAAGGCCUUCCGACCCUGGGAACGCCGUCGCGUUUACUCUUUAGAACAGGGCCGGCCAAACGCUGCACAGUGUGCAGACGUGCGGAAGUGCUGCACAUGUGCGCACGUGUGCGACAGCGACAUCUGUUAUUAUACAUGUGUCCUAAGCGAACGGCGGCGGCUCCACUUCCCUCUUUAUGUGGUACAAGCAAGAGUGCAACAUACCCAGUCUCGUUUAACCCUGGUAACCGUAACCUUAACAGGGAAGUACUGAGAAAUGGCAGGUACUGUGAAAAAGCAAAGGGCGGGAGAUCUACGUUCUCAGUCGUUUAAAAAUGACUGGGAACUGCAACUUUUUUUCGUUGAAACUCACAACUAUGCGGCCGAAUAAUAGGCGGCCAGAGUAAGUUUUCAAUUGAAAGACACUACAAUACAAAUCACAAAAACGAGUGUAGUGUACUCACCAGUGAAGAACGGCAAGCAAAAUUAAAUGUCCUUAAGAAAAUGGAUGAGACACAUCAACUCGGUUAUCAUUUCUCAUGACCAAUGAUAAAGGUGUUUGGAUUUAUUCCUUCCAUAAUUAAAAAUUAUUGUUUACUAACUGUGCAUUAUUGCCUCAUUCUGCUCCAUGUUACAUUAUUAUCAGGAAAGUUGGUCAUUAAACCGAUUGUUCCAAUGUAUACUUA